This is a messenger RNA of Microdochium trichocladiopsis, 486 nucleotides long. RefSeq lists its product as uncharacterized. The record is from RefSeq and is a predicted model, not a curated record. The transcript has a single exon. Lineage: Eukaryota; Fungi; Ascomycota; Sordariomycetes; Xylariales; Microdochiaceae. The coding region runs from base 1 to 486 and encodes 161 amino acids.
AUGCGCCUCUCAAGUUCUACUGUACUUGUGCUACCUCUGCCCCUCCUCGGCUGUUUGGCUUUCCCUGCAGGAUCUGGGCAGAAUCUCCUUGAGAGCGAGCGCCGAGAAUCUCUUUCGAGGGUCGAUAGGCCACCCUUUGUAGCAACACGUGCGAUUUCGCCAAGCAUCACAAACAAUUACCUUCCGGUCAUCAAGAGGGAUGGUGUAGAGGUAGUCCAUCUCGAAGGCCGACCUGUGGUCAAGAGAGGCGACGAGGUUCCCCAUCUCGAAGGACGACCUGUGGUUAAGAGAGGCGAAGUUCCCCAUCUCGAAGGCCGACCUGUGGUUAAGAGAGGCGACGAGGUGCCCCAUCUCGAAGGCCGACCUGUGGUCAAGAGAGGCGAGCAGGUUGCCCACGUCGGAGGUGGACCGGUCGACAAACGCAGUCCAUCCAUCCAGCAUGUGCACCAGAUUAUCCCCCCUGGAGAGAUCGCCGGGGAUUAUUAA